AUGGCGGAAGGAGCGAAGUCCGCCAAGCGUGUUGCAGUCAUCGGCCUUGGCCCUGCCGGCGCCAUCACGAUCGAUGCUCUUGCUAAAGAGCAGGCGUUUGACAUCAUCCGGGUUUUUGAGCGUCGUGAGGCUCCGGGAGGAUGUUGGCUCGGUGAAGAGAAGCCACCGCCAAUAAUUCAACCAAACGAGCUCGAUCUCCUCUCCUCCCGAACGGCAGACCCUCAAUUGCCAGCGAUUCCCUCCAAUCUUCCCGCUCAACUGCCAAAGUCGCCCUCGCCGCGGUAUUCUGAAUCUACUGUCUACCCUUAUCUCGAGACGAACGUAGACUUCGUCCCUAUGCAGUACACUCAGGAACCGUUUCCAACUCAGCAGUCCGAACACCCCAGAUCAAUCCACGGAGAGGACACGCCCUUUCGACACUGGUCAUUGGUACAGGACUACGUCCGCUCUCUGGUCGAUCGAAGGGGCUACGGCGAUUUUAUCAGCUACAACACUACUGUUGAACGAGCCGAAAAGGUGCCCGCAGCAAGCGGUCUCAGUGAAGAGUGGAAGCUCACACUACGCAAAGACGGCGAGAACACUGAUUACUGGUGGGAGGAAAGAUUCGAUGCUGUGAUAGUUGCA
This is a messenger RNA of Colletotrichum phormii, 624 nucleotides long. RefSeq lists its product as uncharacterized. The record is from RefSeq and is a predicted model, not a curated record. The transcript is spliced from 2 exons. Lineage: Eukaryota; Fungi; Ascomycota; Sordariomycetes; Glomerellales; Glomerellaceae. The annotation marks the transcript as partial.